This is a messenger RNA of Pollicipes pollicipes, 1857 nucleotides long. RefSeq lists its product as uncharacterized. Lineage: Eukaryota; Metazoa; Arthropoda; Thecostraca; Pollicipedomorpha; Pollicipedidae. The coding region runs from base 1 to 1629 and encodes 542 amino acids. The record is from RefSeq and is a predicted model, not a curated record. The transcript has 8 exons.
AUGGCCGGCGGGCCGGGCCGCGCACCCAGUGGAGGCGGGGACGGCGGCGGCCGCGUGCGGGCUCAGAAGCGACGCUCGCACGACGACGCUAAGGCGGCAGCCAAGCCCCGCUCCCAGCGCAGCUCGGCGGCCAGCCAGCAGCAGCCCGUGCGUGAGCUGUCCGCUAUCCGGGAGGGGACCGACUCUGCGGCGGCGGACGACGGUCACGCCUCGCCGACCCAGGCGAGCCAGGGCAGCGAAGCGCAGUCGCCCAGGGACUCCGGCAACCACAGCCUGACGGGCGAAGAGGCGGUCGACGUGGGCGAACUACGGAAGGAGAACUUCGACGAGCCAUCAACGGAGGGCUCAGACAAAAUAGCAGACGAGGAGCCAGGCGAGCUGCGAACCGAGUCCGUCGAAGAAUUACGGAACGACGUCUCGGAGCAGCUGGCGUCAUCGACGACAGCAGACGCAGACGCAGUAAGCGUCGCCGACGACUCGGGCCAGCAGACGGUGCAGUCCAAAGCCGCGCCAGACCAGGAGGAGCCGGCCCCCGACGACACAGAGCGGUCAGGCGCCAUGUCCGGUGACAUGGAAGUGCUGCGUCCGUCGGAGGAGCUGGCGCUGGACGAUGGGGGACCUGCACGUGUACCUGGUGCCACGGGAGAGAAAUGGUCGGCGCCGCGGCGGCUGGCCGAGCGCACCUCCCGCAACGACACCAUCUCACUGGGCUUCGUCAGGGUGCACCCAGAGUCGACGCUAAACCUGCUCCGCCGGGAGAUUUCCGCCCAGCUGCUGGGCAACGAGCUCGCCCUGCGCCACUACAAGUUCGUCCGGCCCGUGGGAAAACACUUCACGCAAGUGAAGGCGAAACAGGAGGGCCACCUGAAGGCGCGGAACUUCAUGCCGCCGUACACGUCCGACCCGGAGAUCCAUCUGCUGCGCUUGCUGCCCCACGACCCGCUGGACGAGCUGGAGGACGCCGCCUACUGGCGCGGCUGGGACCGACACUACCGGCUCGAUCGCUACUACCCGCUGGUCCGCAACACCUUCUUCAAUCUGCGCAAGAAAUUGGCAGCAGUCAAGAAGCGGCGAGCAGAGAGCGAGAGGAAACGAGACGAGCUGGUGGCGCUCUCCAGAAGCUUACAGGAGCAGCUGAGCAUCAGACGCGAUGAGGAUAUGCAAAAAUGGAGAGACCUUUACCUACAAGAACGCAAGCUCACAGGCCCCUUGGAGGAAGCCUGCUCAUCUUUGCGUCGGGAAAUCGACAAAAUGCAUAAGAAGCUGCUACAGAGAGUGGAAACCAGACACAAGGGCACGAGCAAAGAAGGUCCAUCACGAAAGCUAACGAUGAAGCUGAAUCUGAAGCAGCUGGACUCGGACAUCGAGGACUGGCGGCGCCGAGUACGCUCGACACAGAUGAUCCUGGACACGGAGAUCAAGCUGCGGAAGCAGGCCGAGAUCGACGUCAAGACUCUGCGUCAGGAGCUGAGCCAGAAGCGGGUGACCGUCACACAGGCACGCUCCCACUACGGCCUGGACGCGGUCGACUGGUACCUGCUGCUCGGCCGUCAGAAGGCCGCCCGCAGCGGCCGCAGCCCCUCCAGACAGGCGGCCGGCCGGCGCGACGCUUCUCCGCAGCCGGCUUAGACCGCACCGGCCCGGCUAUGGCUCAGCAGCUGGCCUAGACCGACCCCGCCUGGCUACGGCUUAACAGCCGGCCUAGACCGACCCUGCCCGGCUACGGCUUAACAGCCGGCCUAGACCGACCCUGCCUGGCUACGGCUUAGCAGCCGGCCUAGACCGACCCUGCCCAGCCGUGGCUCCGUGCCGGCUUAGACCGACCCUGCCUAGCCGUGGCUCCGUGCCGGCUUAGAC